ACUCUUGGGAGUACUGUAUUACCUUACUCAUCAUUAGUGUCACUCUCUCACUCACUGCUCCACGGGCGCCACUCCUACUGUUCACCUCGGCCAAAAAUAUAAUGCAGCUGCCCAAGCUGUAGCACUGUAAAGGCAUCAUCGUCUCCUCUUCCACCACCAGCUCUCUCCCCUCCUCCUCCUCCCCUUUUAGCAGCCCCCUUCUCCCCCACACGGCCGGCCGGAGCCCCUCUUGCGGCAAUCCUAAAUUAAUACUCUCCUCUGCCUCACCGGAUUCUGAUCUAGUCCCGAGUUCAGACAAUGUCGUCCCUCGGCAGCGGCGGCGGCGGGGGCGGCGGGGGAGGGGCCCUGGCGUGACAGGGGUCCAUGUACGGCCUCACGCUCAACGAGGUGGAGAGCCACCUGGGCGAGCCGCUGCGGAGCAUGAACCUGGAGGACCUCCUGCGCACGGUGCUCCCCGCCGCCGCGCGGCGCCGGGACGGGAAAGAAGACGGCGGACGAGGUGUGGCGCGACAUCGAGAGCGCCGGCCGGUGGGCGAGAUGACGCUGGAGGACUUCCUCUCGCGCGCCGGUGUGCCCGUCGCCGGGGGCUGCGCUGGCGCGCAUUGGCUGCACCAGUACCACCCGUCGGGGGCUGCGCCGGUGCGCAUUGGCCCCUCAGGCGUCGGCGCCGGCCCAGUGCUGGACGCCGUGUACGAGGGCGGCGCUGGUGUAUUACUAUUGCUGUAAAGUUUAGCUACGUAUCAUCAGGGUUUUGGUUACCGCUCUAAA
Aegilops tauschii subsp. strangulata is the source of this 768-nucleotide messenger RNA. RefSeq names its product ABSCISIC ACID-INSENSITIVE 5-like protein 3. NCBI's taxonomy places the organism in Eukaryota, Viridiplantae, Streptophyta, Magnoliopsida, Poales, Poaceae. The record is from RefSeq and is a predicted model, not a curated record.